Molecule: messenger RNA, 1348 nt
Organism: Ornithodoros turicata
Lineage: Eukaryota; Metazoa; Arthropoda; Arachnida; Ixodida; Argasidae
Gene: wal
Product: probable electron transfer flavoprotein subunit alpha, mitochondrial
Exons: 10
Coding region: 131-1147 (338 amino acids)
Biological process (GO): fatty acid beta-oxidation using acyl-CoA dehydrogenase
Cellular component (GO): mitochondrion
Molecular function (GO): electron transfer activity; flavin adenine dinucleotide binding
Source: RefSeq, a predicted model, not a curated record
CUUGAUAUUGCCCGCAUCGCCGUCUGUGUGUGUGUGCCGCUGAUCGGGCUGAUCGCUGUUAUUCCGCCUUCGGGGCUGAUGCAAAUUUUUUAAUUGUACUAUAGGUAACACAUUUUAUUUUUGUCCGAAAAUGUUAUCGCUCACACGACUUGGUCGACGAGGUAUCGCUCAGAGUCUACAUGGGCGUUUCAGUAGCACGCUAGUCUUGGUGGACCACAAUGAAGGAAAACUCCUUCCGUCGACACUCAGUGCUAUUACCGCUGCCAAGAAGAUUGGUGGUGAUGUUACCUGCCUUGUGCUCGGCAAGAACGUGGGAGGGGUGGCAGCAGAAGUGAGCAAAGCCGAUGGUCUGAAAAAGCUGUUGGUGGCUGACAAUGAAGCAUUCGAAGGUCUACUGCCUGAGCGGUUGACGCCUGUUGUACUUGCAACCCACAAUCAGUUCAAGUUCACUCAUAUCGUUGCAGCUGCUACAGCUUUCGCAAAGGCUCUGCUGCCACGGGUAGCCUCUAAACUCGACGUCUCUCCCGUGUCCGACGUCUUGGACGUGAAGGGACCAGACACGUUUGUCCGGUCUAUAUACGCGGGUAAUGCCAUCCAAACAUUGAAAGCAAAGGAUCCUGUCAAGGUGCUCAUAAUUCGAGGUACAAGUUUUGAGGCAGCCGGCCUGUCUGGAGCGGGAGCUGCCCCCGAAAAUGCACCCACAGCAGAUUUCAACAAAGACUCCUCCACAUUCCUAAGCCAGGAGCUGAGUAAGAGUGAACGGCCAGAUCUUACAAGCGCAAAGAAGGUCAUUUCUGGAGGUCGGGGAAUGAAGAGCGGUGAGAACUUCAAGAUGCUGUACGACCUCGCGGACAAGAUCGGCGCUGCUGUUGGCGCAUCGCGUGCCGCCGUGGAUGCAGGUUUUGUUCCCAACGACAUGCAGGUCGGCCAGACUGGGAAGAUCGUAGCACCGGAGUUGUACAUUGCAAUCGGUAUCUCUGGAGCAAUCCAGCACCUGGCUGGAAUGAAGGACUCCAAGACCAUCGUGGCCAUCAACAAGGAUCCGGAAGCACCGAUCUUCCAGGUGGCCGACGUCGGACUUGUGGCCGAUCUCUUCAAGGCCGUUCCAGAGAUGCUCGAGAAGAUAGACUCGUACAAGUCAAAGUGAUCAAAAAGGCACCAAGAGUUGUCCUGGAAGCUUCAAGCAGGAACAACUGUUGGGAUUCCAUCUAAGCCUUCCUAAGGAAGCAACAUCUUCCUCGGUAGCCAGACUAUUGUAGGUCUGGGUGAUGUACCAGUUCUCUGCCGAUCACUGUACAUAUGCUAUCCAACUAGGGGUCAUAUUAAAAGGAACUCUAUUUAGUGAACA